Molecule: messenger RNA, 2934 nt
Organism: Monomorium pharaonis (pharaoh ant)
Lineage: Eukaryota; Metazoa; Arthropoda; Insecta; Hymenoptera; Formicidae
Exons: 5
Coding region: 105-1382 (425 amino acids)
Source: RefSeq, a predicted model, not a curated record
ACAGUUAAAAACUUGUAAAGUUAUCAAGUUUUACAUCUUCUUCCGAACAAAAGAGAUUUGUAUUUAUAAAAAAAUAAAGAUAGUUUAUAGUAAUACUUCAUAAAAUGAUAAGUAAAUUUAUCUUCGUUUGGUGCCUCUCUUAUUUAUGUUCUAAAGCUCACACCGAACAUUCAUCACAAUAUUUUCAAGAAUCAUCUGACAACACACAGUGCAUUUUUGAUGUCCCUCGGAAGAUUUAUAAUGUAACAGAUUUAUUACGAUGUAUGGAUGAACUCGCUAUCGAUCUUCUCGCUCAAAACAGUGAUCGAUCAUUAAUUGUUGGACGAACAAGUCAAUUGGAUUCGUCAAUUUACAAAGAAAAUUACGGAUUUCCUUACGGAAAUAUAAUUUUAAAUUUGCUUAAUAACGGCCAAGUUCCAUCGGAAUAUCACGAUUUUCCAUUAGAUUCUAUUGGCAAUUAUCCAUUAAAUAUGUUAAACGGUCUUUCAAGUCAAUUUGGUGGACUUGGAGCUAAUAUUUUCAGUGCUUUGUCAUCGAUCUCUCGUCACGAUGAUUUAAAAUGCGUGCCCAGAAUACUCUGUGAGGUGGCGAGUGGAAAGCCACCGAGACAAUAUGAGCGAGCAUCAGCAGGGAUUGAUAAGCAAUAUUUAGAAUUUGGAAGAAAUACUUUCACUCAGUGGCUCGCGGGACUGGCAGAAACAUCUCCCAUAUUGAAUUUUGCCCGAGCUGCUGUUUUGGGUUACGGCAGCAAUGGAAAUUCGGCCAUGUGUUAUCGCGCGUUCCCGAGGUGUCCGCGUAAUCCCGACAAACUGGUACAUUAUCUAAACAAUUAUAACGGCGGAUUCUUUCGAUUCUUCAGAGGACACGGAAGUUACUCUCAAUCGUCUUAUGCUUUGCGAGGUACAGGAUGCGUUGUAGAUUUGUUACGAGCAACAUUCAAAUUUAAGAUUUUGCACGAGUUAAAUCACUUUCGUUUCUCAACAGAUAAUUCGGAAUUUCACGGAGAAAGAAAACGGAAAGCUCCACCACCGGGCAUCGCCGGGGUGCAGGCUGAUCGUACCGGAACGGGCAAACUAAAGUUCGACAGCCCCAUUUUGACUGCUCGCCAAGAUUACGGAAAAAGCUUCUUCCCGAGGGAAAAUACAUUGGAGAACUCGGGACGAGUGGUUUUUCCAGAUCAAGAGGAAUCGAGUGAUCGCCUAUUGAAAAACAGGAUUUCUAAAUCCCUGUCGGACUUAAAAGAGUCCGACGUGAAUACAUUUUCGCAAGAAUCUUCGCUGAUUUUUCCUCAGGAAUCAGAGCACCAAAGUAUCCGUGUCUUGCGUUUUACUCCUGACCCUCUGGAUUCAGCAUCUCACAGUGCAGUACGAUUUCCACGUUAAUAUUUUUCUCUCAAUAUAUUUUUCUUGCGAACAAAUUCUUAAAAAAUAUUUAGAAUUAUUAAUUGUUAAAUUUUGUUUAUUAAAUUGAGAUAUUAUGUGAUCUGAAAAAUGAUUAGGCAAGCAAUCAAUUUUAUUGCUCUUGUUCGGCUAUAUGAUCCACUCGUAAUUGUAUUUGUCAAAAUUCAUAUUUUACAUUUUAUUUUCCAAAUUGCUUGCAAUGGGAUAUGCAAAUGAGAAAGAGAAAAAAUCAUUCAACCCUUUUUUACGCGGCGUUCAUCCUUUCAACAUUACAUAGUUAUUCAAUCCUUUCAUCCAUUACAUCACAUUGUCGAUGUGCAUAGCCAACAAAAUACCAAAAAUUGUAGACUCAGCUGGAAAUGCAAUUUUAAAUUCGAUAGGCAAGCACCGACCACCAUUCUACGUGACAAAGCAUAUUUUAUUCUCACAAAGGAUGUUCUUUCGCGUCGUCUCACCUUUCCUCAUAACAGAUGAUUUUACAUAUCCUCUUCAAAAUAUUUUUCGAAAAAUGCAAUUAAAAAGUUAUCGUGCCAAUUAAGUAUAAGAUUCAAAUUAUUAUGAUAAUUAAUUUUAUUAAAAUAAAUUAUUCUUUUUACUACAAAAAAUUGUUAGCAAUUAAUUUUACGUAGUCUGAAAUGAUAAUUAAAACACGUAUUUUUUUGCGUUUAUACAAAAUAAUUUUUGGUGCAAUAAUUAUGAGCAAAAAACAUAACACACAGAUAUGAGUUCCGGAAUUAUAAAUCAAUCUUAACAUUCACUCAUGAUAUAUCGUCGUCAAAGAACAUAUAUAUGCCGGAAGAUUCUCCGCUUAGGGUUUAACAUCCGAUCCCCCUUGAGCGUAAUAAUUUUCGAUCACUAUCAUGAAUUUUGCAAAAGCAUAAGGCCAUGAACGUCUAUGAGCAACUCGUGUGUGUAGCUUUCAUGCUACUACUUGGCAAUUUUAGCCACGUAAGGUCGAAACUUGUUCGACAGGUGAUUGUACGCGGUCUACCUGAGACUCUUCCCAUUCAUUUGAGGUUUUGCUGUCUGACUCGUGUUUUCUUUUCUCGCGUUUCAUGUGAUGAUAGCAACACCCUGCGUUUCUCAUAUGCGCUUGCGUGCGUGGACAGGUACGGGGAUUACUCGGGACUGCUCGACCGGCAAUCUUGAAAUAUACAUAAGCUAGAAAUGUAUAUACUUUUCGUCAAAUCUGCAUUACAGUUCUUUCAACGAUGAUUAUAUGAAUAUUCUGACAGAUAAUAAUAUACCGCAUGCGUAAAAAAUGAUUUAAGUUCCCGAUGUUCUUACGAAGUACCACAGAAUAGAUAUUUAUGCAACUAGCGCGGUAAAUCGGCUAAUUGCCCGUAAGUGCGGGAUAUGUGUGUCCAUCCGCACGGGCGGGCAACAGCUGAUCCGCACAUGUCGCAUACAAUAUUUUUUGUUACCUGUGCCUCGAAAUAUUGGUCCUUUUGUGUGAAGUGACACGUGAGAAAAGGACCAUUUUUCAUGCACUGAUAGUGAAAAAGAUAUUUAAAUAAAAUAUUUUGAAAUUUAA